Molecule: messenger RNA, 3174 nt
Organism: Rhipicephalus microplus (southern cattle tick)
Lineage: Eukaryota; Metazoa; Arthropoda; Arachnida; Ixodida; Ixodidae
Biological process (GO): protein dephosphorylation
Cellular component (GO): cytoplasm
Molecular function (GO): protein binding; protein phosphatase regulator activity
Source: RefSeq, a predicted model, not a curated record
GCCACUGAGUCCACGGAUCUCGUAGUUAGCGAUCGCGUCGAGCGUGUAGCUGGCAAGCUUGGGAACGUCUGGCAGGUGUUCUGUGGUCUGGCUGGAAUGACUUCUCGACCGACUUGAUCAGCUGAGUCGCUCGCAAACGCGGAAGGAGGACUGCGACCAGCGAGCGGUCGGCCCUUCUCGUAGUUGCAAUAUGUCGAUGGAAGCGCUGAAACUGCUGUGCAGCCCGACUUCCCUGGAACGGGAUCGCGGCUAUCAAGAGGCGCAGAGGUAUUUGACAACCGCGCAGGGCGCCGACGCGAGCGUCUUCGAAGCCGCCGUGCUCGCCAAGCUUCAGGAGAGCGACAAGUGCUCCUGGGAAUCGAAGAUCGGCGCGCUCCUGAGCGCCAAGGCGAUCGUCGAACACCGACGCAGCUCGCAGCAAGCCAGCAACGAGGAGUUCGACGAAAGCGUCGCUCGCGUCUGCAUUUCCUUGGUGACGGACCCCAGCGUGAACGUGCGGCUAGAAGCCGGUCAAGUAUUGGGCACCCUCUGCGCUGUCGACGGCGUCAAACUGUACGCGAAGUAUCACAAGGACCUCACGCGCUUCAUCGAGACCUACUUGGACAAGGACCCGUCGGAGUGCGGCAGCUUUCAGGAGGAGUUGAAGAGCGAAACGUCCGAUGGAUCGAGUGCUGCAAAGGUCCUGCUAAACACCGUCGGCUGGAGGCACCUGGAGACAAGCAUGAAGUGCCUGCAGUAUGUCAUCGACGGCUGCGGAGCAAGCUUCGAGGAGUUUGUGGACAACACUCUCCUCGAACUUCUGUGCAGAACGGUGCAACACGUCAGCCGCUUCGUACGCGAGACGACGUUUUGCGUCAUCUCGUCUCUCAUCACCUGUUGCUCAGCAAUGGGAUCGAAAAACCCCUUCGCUGCAAACCACUAUGGGCCGAGAAUUAGCAAGUGCCUCGCACUUGGUUUGGCCGACAACUGGAGUCAGGUUCGGCUGGCAGCGUCAGAGGCGACCCGAAAGUUCUUGCUCUCCUUCACCGAGAAGGAGCGUGAGCUCUUCUUUCCUGAUCUACUGCCGCAGAUGUGCCUUAACAGAUACUACACUGCCGAUGGAGUGCGCAUAUAUUCACAGGAGACGUGGCGUCGCAUUGCCAAAACCGAAGGCAGGGAGUUGGUUCAGAGGCACAUCAACGGUGUGGUGGACUAUUAUAUAUCUCAGGCAGCUGCCGAAAAUCACGCUGUACGUGAGGCAGCCUGCGCCUGCAUCGCGGAACUUGCCUCCAAGAUAGCUCAGGAUGUCGUGAGGCCACACGUGUCUCGGCUUUUCCAAACCCUCCUCGUUUGCUUCCGAGACCCUUCGUGGGCAGUUCGGGAUGCCGCUUGUCUUGCUUGCGGAAACUUCAUGCUGUGCUACCCUGAAGAGUCAAAGGCAUCUUUGAAAACCGUCUACCCAUUGUUCUUCAACAACCUCCAAGACUGCAUCCCGUCAGUGCGGCAAGGGGCAGCCGCCGCUCUCGCCAAUGUGGUCAGGGCGUAUGGCCAGGAGGCCUUUGAAGUGGUGAAGCCCAAAAUCACAGAGGGCCUAGCUGGCGUGGCCAAGCAGCCAGCGGAGACUCUCCACUACAGGGACAUCCAGGGUUGGGGCGCCGGCAGCGGGAGCAGUGCCACGCCCAACAUCAAGGCCAUGAAGAAGCUCCACGACAAUGAUCCAGCACUACACACUAACCAGCCGGCUUAUUCUUGUGAAAGUCUCGCUCCAAGGGCGGGGCUGCCGACAGACUGGAACUACCGGAAACCGUCGGAGCCUUGGGAGUUGGCUGAUGGGUGCAUCCACCUGAUAGCGGAGCUGUCCCAGGUACCUCAGGUGUCGACGAGCGUCGCUGAAUUUCUGCCCGCCCUCUCCGAAGCCUCAAGGCACCGGCAUUACGUUCACCACGUGGUCCUGCUGGAGACGUUGUGCAGUCAGCUCCCCAACAUCGUGAAAGGUGUGGGCAAACGAGUGUUCAAGAUGCACAUUGAGCUCUUCUUGGAGCCCAUCUUCUACAGUCUGAACUGCGAGAACGCCCUGACAUCCAGUGCGGCUAGCCAGUGCCUGAACCAGCUCGCGAGCUUGUUUGGACCCAGCAUACUGAGAGCAAGAGUGGAGCAGUGGAACCCGAGGUACUUGGAGCAGCUCGACGCCAAUCUCCACAUAGCCGGUCUUUGAAUCGCGCCGCACGGAAACCCGCCAAGCCUCGACGUAUCAACAAUCCUGCGUGCCACUAUGGGACUUAAACUCCUUGUUUGUUUAAUUCAUAUCCCUUUUCGCAUGUAGCACUAGACACACCAGGCACGACAUUUUGUUUUUUAAUGCCUAUACCAUAAACGAGAUUUGGAAAGUGUUCUAUGCUUUCCAGUGCUAAGUCGUACCAUUCCACACAAAGUUGUUCGUGAGAAAAGUCGCGGGGGCGCGAGAGGACGCGAGAAUGUUGGGAGCAACGAACGUUGUGGAUUACGGCCGGGCCUCCUUUCUGUGGUCAGCCAGUGAUGCACCGUGGGUCCAAGUUGCCAAUCAAGAUGACCUCUCUGUAAUGGCAGCUAUGCAAGAAACGUAUAACAUGCCUGACCGCACCAUGCCUUCGUACAUAUCACCUUAAAUAACUACAACAGAGAUAGUAUCCUUCUGAAGUAAUGAAUGUUGUCGGGCUAGUUGCUAGUUGGUUAGUCGAUUUUGAAGACAUAUUUAAACUGCGUGAGAAAGGCAGCAUGUUAUACGCAUAGAACAUGCACACAUGAAGUUGGAAGUCUGCGCUUCGUUUGUCUGUGUGUUCGAUGUAUCUAAAGUGUUGUUUUCUUCAUGCAGUUUAAAUAUGUCUCCAAAAAAAAAAUAUUAUUCACCUCUCAACAGUUGAGGCACUUCCAUAUGCAAGUAUUUAUAACGGCAUAGCAGUAUUCCCCUGUCAAAACAGUGUCAAAAAACAGUUUUUUUUUUAAAUUCUUUAUGACUCUAUGACUUUUGUUUGUUUGCUUGUUUGUUUCCUUGUCAACAAAGAUCUAGUCUUGGAGGGACACUUUGUUUUCAAACGACAGGUACCUGUAAACGACAGGUGAACAAGGUACCUGGAGCACCGACGUAUAUACAUAUAUUUUGUCUGUGUUUAUCUCCCCAAAUGUUUUCUUAAAAAAAUAAAAUGUUUCAAGCCAUGC